AUGUUGUUACCAAUUUUUCACUUGUUCGCUGCGGGAAUUGAUACGUAUGUGAUGUGGUACGACCAGCAUUACGUGGAAUUACCUGUACACAAUGAACUUCUUAAAGGCUUGCCAUUGAAAUCUCGGUCUAUGUUCUUAACUAUUUGGUGCCUUAUAAUGCAAAUUGCCUACCACACCAUCGCCUUCCUGAACGAUAUAUUCGGAUCAAACGACCCAUCGCCAAAGAAGAAACCUCUGAUACGGUUGAUAAAAGACACGCUCUUCAGUCUCGCAUUUCCGGUUGCAAUAUACGUAUCCGUAGCAUUCUGGAGCCUUUAUGCAGUAGACAAGGACCUAAUAUUCCCAGAUUUUAUAGAGAAAUUGUAUCCGACCUGGAUGAACCAUGUCAUGCACACGACGGUUUCGAUUUUUAUGUUCUUGGAGCUUAUAAUGACAUCCAGAAAUUAUCCAUCAAGAGCUGUUGGUCUUUCAAUGACAUUAGCUUUCACAAAGUUGUAUAUUGCGUGGUACCUGAUGAUUUAUUUUAAAACUGGAGUAUGGAUUUAUCCCAUCUUCGAUACAUUAAACUGGCCUUCGAGGAUUGUUUUCAUUGUUAUUAGUAAUAUUGUGAUUUCAGGUGUCUAUGUUUUUAGUGAAAAAUUAAAUUAUUUGUUAUCGUCUAGUCAACAAGACGCCAAGCUUAAGAAACGCUGA
Molecule: messenger RNA, 693 nt
Organism: Parnassius apollo (apollo)
Lineage: Eukaryota; Metazoa; Arthropoda; Insecta; Lepidoptera; Papilionidae
Source: the annotation of a GenBank genome assembly